Messenger RNA from Mastomys coucha (southern multimammate mouse), 2732 nucleotides. RefSeq names its product kelch like family member 34 (gene Klhl34). NCBI's taxonomy places the organism in Eukaryota, Metazoa, Chordata, Mammalia, Rodentia, Muridae. The record is from RefSeq and is a predicted model, not a curated record. The transcript has a single exon. Gene Ontology annotation, molecular function: protein binding. The coding region runs from base 124 to 2052 and encodes 642 amino acids.
GCAGGCAAAAAUCAGCCUUUGCUAGGGGCUCAUCAGCUGGACAGCGGAGGUGGGGGUUCUGUGUCACGGGAUGCCUCCAGCUGCGCCUGGCUGGCUCCAUCCCAGCUUCCCGCCUUGGGCAUCAUGAGUUACUUCCUGUCUUACUGCAAAGCCCACGGCAGCUCUCUUCUCACUGGCUACCAGGCCCUACGCGCUGAGGGCUUCUUGUGCGAUGUGACACUGGAGGCCGAGGGCAGUGAGUUCCCAGCGCACAGGUCACUUCUGGCGUGCUCCAGCGACUACUUCAGGGCCCUGUUCAAGAGUCACACUCAGGAAUCACAGGCUCCUGUAAUUCACCUGCAUGUGCCUUCAGCGGCUGGCCUACAGCGCCUGCUGGACUUCAUCUACACUGCCUGGCUGCCCCUCUCCAUGGACACUGUGGAGGACACUCUGGAGGCUGCCAGCUACCUGCAAGUCACCGAGGCCUUGGGACUGUGUGCCCACUACUUGGAACGCCAGCUUGCCCCAGAGAAUUGCUGCUUCACUGCAAAUGUGGCAGCUCGCUUUGGCCUGGCCAGCACCCUAGGUGCGGCGGAGCGCUAUAUUGUGCAUCACCUGGGGGAGCUGUUAUUGAUGGGCACUGGCCCUUCGGGGCUGCUGGAACUUAAUCCUAUAUCUAUGAAAGCUGUGCUGGGUGCCUCCAAUGUGGCACGGGUGCCUGAGACGCGACUGCUGGGCCUGGCACUAGCCUGGCUACAGCAGGAGCCCACGGCCCAGCGUCUGGCACAUAGUUCAACACUGCUUGGAUGCAUCCGCUUUGGCCUGGUGCCUGCUGGUGUGCUGCGGCGCAUGUACUCGGGCUCCGGUCUUAUAUUACCUACUAGGAUAAAGAGCCUCAUCAUCCAGGCCCUCAAUUACCACACAGCACCCUCCAGCCAGCCGCUUCUGCAGGGAGAACAGACUAGUGUCCGGAGUCCCCAGACCCGUAUCUUGCUAGUUGGUGGUCUCAGAGCUAGGGAGAUGGUAACUGAGGAAAUUAUGGUCCUACCAGAGGUAGUUCAGAAUCGGCACCCUGCACCUGAACCAGAGGGAGAGGAGGAAGAAGAGAUGGAGGAGGAGAAGGAGUGGGAGAUCACCCAGGAUGUGGUGUCCUUCGACGUGUACAACCACAGCUGGCACAGCUUGACACAGCUGCCCACACCACUGCUAGGCCACAGUGUAUGUACCACUGGCAAUUUCCUAUUUGUCCUUGGAGGGGAGAGCCUUUCUGGCAGCCUAUCUAGUUCCCUGGCUGAUGGCUCAAGGUCAGUCACAGCCUUAGUGCACCGUUAUGACCCGCGCUUCCACACUUGGACACAGGUGCCUGCCAUGAGAGAAGCAAGGGCCUACUUCUGGUGUGGUGUGGUAGGCGAGAGUCUCCUGGCUGUUGGAGGCCUGGGCACCUGUGGUGAGGCACUGGCCUCAGUGGAGAUGUAUGACCUUCGCAGGGACCGCUGGAUGGCAGCUGGAGAGCUACCUCGGGCAGUGCAUGGUCACGCAGGUGCUGUUGGGGACCAUGGUGUUGUGUACAUCUCCGGGGGCAAGGCUGGGAGAGGUGAAGGAGGCACAAGUAGCUUCCGGGAUAUGUACUCCCUUAGCCCUGGAGAGAGAGUGUGGAGCAAGAGGGCACCCAUGGGCACAGCUCGCUAUGGGCACUACCUUGCGGUGCUGCGAGGUGCAGUGUUUGCCUUUUUGGGGAGAUAUGAGCCCUUCUCUGAGAUUGAACGCUAUGACCCCAGCACAGACCAGUGGACUCGGUUGCGGUCGCUACCCUAUGACCGCUUCUGCUAUGGACUUGCUGUGGUAGAAGAGACAGUGCUGCUGCUGGGUGGUCUCAAGUGGCGGGAAUCACGCCAGGUGCCAACCCGUAACGUAGUGGGCUAUGACCUCGACCUGGACCGUUGGGAAGACAUAGGCUGUGUGCUGCCCUGGGCGUGGAGUGGACUUCAGUGUGCAGUGCUGCAGCUGCCCGAGGGUAGGGAGGAGACAAGGGAGGGAGAGGCUGGAGAGGUGCCAGAUUUAGGGUUGGCUUGAACAGGGGAGUCCAGUCUUCAGAGGAUCCCAGAGAAAGUUGUUCUUGAUCUUGCCUGAAGAGCACUGCUCUUUUCCCCUAAGAGGACUCUGAUAGAGUAGUUCUGAAGGGUAAGGAGGCAAACAAGGUGUUGGCCAAAGAAUCACCUUUUCCCUUCAACUGCAAAUGUCAGCCAGGAAUGGUCAAAUGCAAAGAUAUGAGCCAGCUUUUAGUUAACUGAAGAGUUUUCAGAAAGACAGACUCAUUCUGGCCUAGAGGGUGGAAUUUGAAAAUAAAAUAGGACCUUAUUUCUCUCCUUAAAGUGUUUUUCAAGUACCUGUGAAUAUUUUCAUGUUUCCCAUCCAAAGAAUGUAUAACUAGUUACACACAAACCACAGAAAACUGUUGGCUACAAUAGCUGUAAUAAUAGUCCCAGUAGACAGUAUCUGAUGAAAUUGUUAGGGUGUGUGCGUGUAUGUAUGCAUACACACACCUUUGUUAAACAGUAUGGAAUGGUUAUUCUGAGAAAAAUGAUAUUUAUGGUGCACAGCCAUGGUUAUAGUUCUGCUUUGACAAUUUCGCAUUGGCAUGGCACUGAGAAGGAAAAAAAAAACCCAGAAAAAAGCAUUUCUUUGAGGAUCUACUCUUGAUUAAUAACUUUUCUGUCCUAUCCUCAUCUGCUUUUACACUGGCAUCUUAUUAG